UGAUGUCAUUGCUGAUGUCACCACAGCCGCCGCAAUGUCCCCGCCGGUGCCAGCGCUGACCCCGGAGCAGAAGCAGGAGCUGGCGACCAUCGCCCAGCGUAUCGUCGCCCCCGGGAAGGGUAUCCUGGCUGCCGAUGAGUCCACUGGCAGCAUCGCCAAACGGCUGAGCUCGGUGGGGGUGGAGAACACAGAAGAGAACCGGCGCUGGUACCGGCAGCUGCUCUUCACCGCCGACAGCCGCGUGGACCCCUGCAUCGGCGGAGUCAUCCUCUUCCACGAGACCCUCUACCAGAAGGCGGACGAUGGGCGUCCCUUCCCCCAGGUCAUCCGCAGCAAGGGCGCCCUCGUCGGCAUCAAGGUGGACAAGGGGGUCGUGCCCCUGGCUGGCACCAACGGCGAGACCACGACCCAGGGGCUGGACGGGCUGAUGGAGCGCUGCGCCCAGUACAAGAAGGACGGGGCCGACUUUGCCAAAUGGCGCUGCGUCCUCAAGAUCACCGCGCACACGCCCACGCGCCUGGCCGUCAUGGAGAACGCCAAUGUCCUCGCCCGCUACGCCAGCAUCUGCCAGCAGAACGGCAUCGUCCCCAUCGUGGAGCCCGAGAUCCUCCCAGAUGGUGACCACGACCUGAAGCACUGCCAGUACGUGACCGAGAAGGUGCUGGCGGCCGUCUACAAGGCGCUGAGCGACCACCACGUCUACCUGGAGGGGACGCUGCUGAAGCCCAACAUGGUGACACCGGGCCACGCCUGCACCAAGAAGUACAGCCCCGAGGAGAUCGCCAUGGCCACCGUCACCGCCCUGCGCCGCACCGUGCCCCCCGCUGUCCCCGGCAUCACGUUCCUGUCGGGUGGCCAAAGCGAGGAGGAGGCGUCCCUCAACCUCAACGCCAUCAACCGUUGUCCCCUGGCGCGCCCUUGGGCCUUGACCUUCUCCUAUGGGCGGGCGCUCCAGGCCUCGGCGCUGCGGGCUUGGGCCGGCAAGAAGGACAACACCAAGGCGGCCCAAGAGGAGUACGUCAAGAGGGCCUUGGGAAAGGACAAGGUGGCCCAGGAGGAGAACGUCGAGGAGGUUCUGGUGGGUCACCCGUGGGGACGGGACCCAGACGUCCGGGCGUUCCAGGUCCGUUAUCCCGACCGCAUCACGUUGAUCCGGGGAAACCACGAGAGCCGGCAGAUCACCCAGGUCUACGGUUUUUACGACGAGUGCCUACGGAAAUACGGCUCCGUCACCGUUUGGCGCUACUGCACCGAGAUCUUCGACUCCCUCAGCCUCUCCGCCAUCAUCGACGGCAAGAUCUUUUGCGUGCACGGGGGCCUCUCGCCUUCCAUCCAGACGCUGGACCAGAUCCGCACCAUCGACCGCAAGCAGGAGGUGCCCCACGACGGUCCCAUGUGCGACCUCCUCUGGUCCGACCCCGAGGACACGACGGGCUGGGGCGUGUCCCCGCGGGGGGCCGGCUACCUGUUCGGCAGCGACGUGGUGGCCCAGUUCAACGCUUCCAACGACAUCGACAUGAUCUGCCGCGCCCACCAGCUCGUCAUGGAAGGCUACAAGUGGCACUUCAACGAGACCGUCCUCACCGUCUGGUCCGCCCCCAACUACUGCUACAGGUGCGGGAACGUGGCGGCCAUCUUGGAGCUGGACGAGCACCUGCAGAAGGAGUUCAUCAUCUUCGAGGCGGCGCCGCAGGAGACGCGGGGGAUCCCCUCCAAGAAGCCGGUGGCCGACUACUUCCUGUGACGUGUGUCCCCCCCCGGCCCUGCCCACGUCCCCAACAGGUCACCCGUGUCCCCUGGGGCCACCUAGAGCCACCCUAGGGCCACCGUGUCCCCAGGAGAUGUGGGGUGGCCACCGCUGGUGGCAUCUAGGGAGGCUUGAGGACGUCGUCGUGGUCCUUGUCCAUUUUGGGGCCACCACGAUGUCCCCUGGGGUCACCUAGAGCUGCCCCCCAAAGUGGCCUUGUCCUCUCCUGUCCCCCCCCGCGUCACCCCUCCCU
Molecule: messenger RNA, 2000 nt
Organism: Haliaeetus leucocephalus (bald eagle)
Lineage: Eukaryota; Metazoa; Chordata; Aves; Accipitriformes; Accipitridae
Product: fructose-bisphosphate aldolase A-like
Exons: 12
Coding region: 35-1744 (569 amino acids)
Biological process (GO): fructose 1,6-bisphosphate metabolic process; glycolytic process
Cellular component (GO): cytosol
Molecular function (GO): fructose-bisphosphate aldolase activity; hydrolase activity
Source: RefSeq, a predicted model, not a curated record